UUUUGAAAAAAAAAAUUUUUCUUAGUUUUUGUUAUAAAAUUUUGUAAAUAAGUGAUUUUUCUCCUUCAUUGAUAUGCGCUAAUGAGGCUGCACUGAUGGGCACUGAUAGGCUGCACUGAUGGACACUGAUAAGGUGGCACUGAUGGGCACUGAUGAGGAGGCACUGGUAAGUGGCACUGAUGGGCUGGCACUGUUAGGUGGCACUGACUGGCACUGAUAGGC
This is a messenger RNA of Staurois parvus, 222 nucleotides long. Lineage: Eukaryota; Metazoa; Chordata; Amphibia; Anura; Ranidae. The record is from the annotation of a GenBank genome assembly.